This is a messenger RNA of Thunnus maccoyii (southern bluefin tuna), 1348 nucleotides long. RefSeq names its product CBY1-interacting BAR domain-containing protein 2-like. The transcript is spliced from 9 exons. Gene Ontology annotation, cellular component: ciliary basal body; ciliary transition zone. Gene Ontology annotation, biological process: cilium assembly. Bases 72 to 1103 code for a protein of 343 amino acids. The record is from RefSeq and is a predicted model, not a curated record. NCBI's taxonomy places the organism in Eukaryota, Metazoa, Chordata, Actinopteri, Scombriformes, Scombridae.
CCUGGUGCAGGUGAAAAGCAGCCGAGGCAAACAACAACAGAGCAGGGGAGCUGUGGAGGAGACGACAUAACAUGAACAGCCUCUUCUCCAGAGACGUCCAGGUGAAGAGCAUGGAGCAGACAGUGAAACAUGCUGAGAAGCACCUGGGGAAGAUUUGCUCCCUGCUGGCUUCCUACACCAGGAAGACAGCCAAGCUCAGAGACAAGGCCGACCUGCUGGUGGCUCAGCUGUUUGACUUCUCCAGCACAGAGGACCCUGAGCUCCAGGUCGGCCUGAAAAACCUGGCUGAAGACUUGGCCAUGGUGCAGGACUACAGGCAGGCUCAGGUGGAGAGACUGGAGACAAGAGUCGUUGUUCCUCUAAAAGCCUAUGGAGACAUUGUCAAAAAUAAAAGGACAGAUCUGAAGAAUUUCAGCACUGAUCUGAACAGAGAGCUGAAGGAGCUGCAGAAACUGGAGAAACUUCGACUAAGGAACCCAGCAGAUCGACAGAGCAUUUCUCAGGCAGAGGUAAAUGCCCAGAAGGCUUCCAACAAUGCUCAACGCAGUUGCAGACAACUGGAGGAAACCAUCACAGACUUCCAGAGACAGAAACUGGAGGAUGUCAAAAUGAUUUUCACAGACUUCAUCACAGUGGAGAUGCUCUUCCAUGCUAAAGCACUGGAGGUCUAUACACACACAUACCACAACCUGGAGGCAAUGAACACUCAAAGGGAUCUGGAGCUGUUCAGUGGAAGGAUCAAGAUGUCUGACUCUCUGGCUGGGCGCCUGGAAACUCCUCUGAGCAGUCACUCUGCAUCCUUUACGAACCGCUACCCCAGUCCUCCUCUGGCCUCCCCCAAAGGACAAAGUUUCAGGUCAACACUUGCCUCCACCAGGAACCCUAACCUCAGACAACAACACAUCCAGUACCCAGACACAGCCAGGAGGUCUCGCAGCACCCUGCAACGCCAGAGAGGCAUAGAGGAGGAGGAAGAGCUGGAGGAAGAAGAAGAGGAUGAAGAAGAAGAUGAAGAGGAAGAGAUGUAUGAGUCAGAGAUAGAGGAGGGUCAGCGAACCAGCAGGCAGUCAUAUGCUGUUCAAUAUGCCCAGAUGCGCAGAUAAAAAUAAUAAAAGUAACAGAUCAUGGAGGGACACUAACAGCAAUCACAGACACAACUGCAAGCACACAGAAAGUGUAGAGGAAAACAUUGUGUUAUUAUGCUUCUAUUCUGAGAUGAAUUCUGAAAUGUACUAAUGAUGUUAAAAAAAUAAAAAUGAUGCUUUGUUCAUACAGUAUUUGAUAUAUAUAUUAUAUUUGCUUAUGGCCUGUGGAGGAGCGGAGUCAGCUACAGAAAUAGUAAAAUAAA